This is a messenger RNA of Sceloporus undulatus (fence lizard), 3896 nucleotides long. It is a transcript of the gene UBAC2, whose product is annotated as UBA domain containing 2. The transcript has 9 exons. Bases 136 to 1170 code for a protein of 344 amino acids. Gene Ontology annotation, molecular function: serine-type endopeptidase activity; protein binding. The record is from RefSeq and is a predicted model, not a curated record. NCBI's taxonomy places the organism in Eukaryota, Metazoa, Chordata, Lepidosauria, Squamata, Phrynosomatidae.
CCCAGGGGGCCUCCUCCAAACUCGGCUCCGGCGCCUCAGGGGCCUAGCAAGGCCUGGCUGGCGGAGGGGCGGAGGAGGAGGAGGAGGAGGGGGUUUGUCCCCUGCGCCGGAGAGGCCGGCCCUGGGCCCGGGACCAUGUUCACCAGCACGGGCUCCAGCGGCCUCUAUAAAGCACCUUUGUCAAAGGGCCUUUUAAUAGUCCCAAGCACCCUCUCACUUUUGUUGGCUCUACUCUUCCAACACUAUCAGAAGUUCUUUACAUACAAUCUGCAAGCAGUAAAAGAGGAAUUUCAGAUUUGGAGGCUUAUAUGUGGCCGAACAGUAUGUCUUGAUCUCAAAGACACGUUCUGCAGCAGUUUGCUCAUCUACAACUUUAGGAUAUUUGAAAGGCGAUACGGCAGUAGGAAAUUUUCAUCAUUUUUGCUGGGCUCUUGGAUGCUGUCUGUGUUGUUUGAUCUACUCCUGGUAGAAGCUGUUGAAUAUUCUUUUGACCUCACCAUCAGUAGCUUGCCUUCAGGAUUCUUGGGUCCUGUAUUUGCUCUUUUUGUACCAUUUUAUUGCUCCAUUCCAAGAGUACAAGUGACACAUAUUCUGGGCCAAUUUUCCAUCACGAACAAGACACUGGUGUAUAUAUUGGGUUUGCAGCUUUUAACUUCUGGAACUUACAUCUGGAUUGUAGCUUUAAGUGGGCUGAUUUCUGGAAUGUGCUACAGCAACAGUGUUCUAAAAGUGUACCAGAUACUUUGUGUACCCAGUGGUGUGGCAAAAAUAUUUUCUUGGACUCUUGAACCAAUUUUCUCAUCUACGGAGCCAUCCAGUGAAACCAGAGUUGGAAUGGGAGCAACUGUAGACAUACAGAGGCAACAGAGAAUGGAAUUACUGGAUCAACAAAUCUUGAUGUCACAGUUUGCCCAGAUGAGGCGGCAAAGACAGCAGCAGGGUGGAAUGAUUAACUGGAAUCGUCUCUUCCCCCCUUUACGUCAUCGGCGUAAUGCAAACUAUCAGGAUAAUCGCCAGCCUGAACAUGAAGUAUUGCCUCCAACUGAAAUUUCUGAAGAACAGGUUGCACGGCUCAUGGAAAUGGGAUUCUCCCGGGUGGAUGCUUUGGAAGCUUUGAGGGCUUCAAAUAAUGACAUUAAUUUAGCCACCAACUUUUUACUUCAGCACUGAUCAACAUUGCAAUGAAAAACUUAAAUUGAAACAUUUGGUGUGCUGUCCAAAGGAGGACCUUAACCGCUAGCUGAAUAGACUCUGGAAUAUCUGAAUCAAGAAGAGGAAGCUGUCUCUUUACUUGACAUAUCAGAGCUGAAAGGGAUGACACUGGAAGCUUUAUGGCUAUGUUGUUCUUAAAAAUUACUUUCAAACAUUUAAAAUAUAUUAUAACUUCAGUAUUUAUUUGAAAAAUUGGGCAAGUGUCCCCCACUCCACCGCUAAGCAAGAAGAAAUGGAAAAACCUGUUUAAAAAUGAGAAGAAUUCCUUUUGCAAAAAGCAGUCUUUUUCUUCUUAUAGCAUACUCUUUUUCUAAUCUUAAUUAUUUUUUAAUACUCUGUUUAAUUCACCACCUUUGUUAGAGCUUUAAGACAUCUGCAUAAUUCCUGGGCCAAGUGAUUUCAGUAAAGAGAGAACUGUGAUGUAACAGGAGGAGGACCUCUACCAAUAAAAAAUGAAAGAGGAUUCAUUAGUAGUGUAGACUGAAUAAUAGGGAAAAUGUUGUUGGCUGUUGGGCUAUUUGUAUGUUCCCAUAAGGGUUUCUUAAGUUAACAAACCAAAAAGUGAUAUUAGGACUCCAAACUUUCUGCAGUCCACCUGUUCUGUCUGGAUGGGGCAUGAGCAAAAGGAAUUCUGGCCAUGCUCAGAGUCGUUACUUGGUUUUCCAUGGCAGAGCUUUAGCAUUCAAAACAGAUCCUCAGAGUAUUUGGUGAACAAUGGUUUACAUCAAGCCCAAUACAUGUGCAUACUCUCUCUCCAUGGCAUUGAAUCCUGAAUACUUGAAGUUUUCAUUGUCAGCUGUAUAAAGGAAAACAAAACUGCACACAAAUUUUGUGUUGGUACUAGAUGCAAGAUUGGAACCCUAUUUUUUUUUCCAUUCUGAAAUUGCUCCACUCACUCAUUCCUUUUUGAGGGAAAUCUUUUUACCCAUUUUGUGUACACCUGAUUAGAAAACAUGUUCAUGAGUAAACCUUUCUCUAUCCCAAUCACAGUUAUAGUCAAAACUAGCAUAACAGUAUAAAAAUCAUUAACAGCAAAGAACAUCUAUGUAUCCACUUUCCAAAAACACCUUUGUGCUAUGCAAUAAUAUAUGUUUUUCAGAUACUGUGGUUUAUUGGCACUGUAUAUUGUUCAGAUGUUAUCUGGGUGACCUUUUCAUACUCGGUGCCUACUGCAUGCAUUCUCCUAUCGGCAUGACAUAUCUGACUUCAGGAUCACACUUUAGCAUGUGCUUUUGAUGAGAAAGAUUGUGACAGCUGUAAGACUGGGUAAAGUGAAAAAAGUAAAAUUUUAUGAAAAAAACUAUCACAGAUUCAGAACACUUGUAAUGGCAGUUUUGGUGUGGUUCCACUAACAGUUCUCUGUUUUUGAGGAGCUCUAUUGAGAAACCUCUAUAGUUAGACUACAGUUUUGGUAGGUGCCUGCACCCAGGCACCAAAAUCACGUUGAUACAAUAAUAACCAAGGAACCCAUGUUGGGGAAGAGGAGUUGUCACACUUUACUAGGUCCUGGUGGUUUAGGGGAGCAGGCUACAAUCAUCAUUAUUCAGGUGGAGACAGGAAACUGAAAAUAAAUGGUAGAAUGUCUUGCUUAAGGUUAUGUACAGUUGGCCCUCUGUAUCUGUGGAUUCAACCAUUUCAACCAGCUUCAAAAUAUCAAAAACAAAUAAAAAUUCCAAAAAGCAAUCCUUGACAUUGCAUUUUACAUAAGGGACACAAUUUUACUGUGCUGUCACUGUAGUUAAUGGGACUUGAGCAUCCACAGAUUUUGGUAUCCAUGGGGGCCAUGCCACCAAAUCCCAGCAGAUACCAAGGGCCUACUGUAUAUAAAAUUAUUUCCUUGUAUCAGUUGUCCAAUGCAGUGUUAAAGAGCAGUCCCAAGCAGCAGUCUGAACUGCUUAACCACCUGGUCCAACCUCAGCUGAAAGGCCUUCUCUAGAAAAAGAUGUCCUUACACAGUUCACCUAAACUGAGAUGAGAAGACCCAGAGACUUAUUUUUCUUCACUUUACAUAGUCUAUGAUAUCAAGAACCACAACUCCCAAAGGUUCUUAUACAUAGGCAGAAAAUGCCUGGUAAAAGGACAAAGGACACUACUAUAAAACAGUGGUAGCAGGUUAUAUUCUUCUCUUUCCUAAAAUAUAUGAGAUAAGAGCCUAAGAAAGUGGGAAAAGCUUAUAAAUGUCAAUUUCACAAGUAUCCCACUGAUCUUUCUGAUAAUUUUUCCUUGUGAAAUGUUCCUUCCAAGGUACUGUGGUAAAAGAUUAUGAACUACCCCCCCACACACACACACACACACACUGUGUACUCUACAGAUUUUUUGAACAGUGCCUGUGACCUAAGCAGAAGGUAAAAGAUAUUUUAGCAAGCUAGCUCAAACAAAAAAAUGCAGGUGUUCUACAAUGGAAAUGAACAGGUAAGCCGUAAAUUUGCAUGUAAAUUUGUAAGAGAAAUUGACUGUGGAACUGAUUCAUGGUUUUAAUAUUAAUUGGCCUAAUGUUUGUUACUGCAUUGAUUUAUUAUAACAAAACAAAAACAAAAAAGACAUUGACGGCAUAACUGCAUUAUUAAUGACCUAAAAGUUGCAAAAUAGUAGCAAAUGUAUAGGAUUCUCAGGCUGGGUGUUAUUGUCAAACAACCAAAAUAUCAAUAUUAAAUAUCAAAACAACAUGUAACAGCAGAAUUAAA